Molecule: messenger RNA, 2406 nt
Organism: Trichophyton rubrum CBS 118892
Lineage: Eukaryota; Fungi; Ascomycota; Eurotiomycetes; Onygenales; Arthrodermataceae
Exons: 1
Coding region: 1-2406 (801 amino acids)
Source: RefSeq, a predicted model, not a curated record
AUGUUAAUAACGGCCUCCCAAAAGUAUUCCAAAAUUUUUGAUGGGCUCUCGGAGCUUUUUGAGCGCAUAUCAACAUUUUUAGACCGAUUUCAAAUUUAUGCAAGAUCCAAGGUAGUAGGUGUCAAAAUUGACCCUCACCUUAGGCGGAUUAUCCACGAUUUGUUGCGUAGCUUUGUACGCAUCUGUGCCCUGUCUAUCAAAAUAUCAAAACAUUCCAAGGUCCUUUUGGCACUCGAGGUAUUCAGUUUUGGAAGCGAUAAAGGCGUUUCCGCAGAACUUAGCAAGCUGGAAAAUCUGGUGCAGAAUGAAACGAAAAUGAGCAUUGCUCUGAUUCUGGAAUCCACCAAGAUUAGCGAAGGAAAGAUCACAGCUGGGUUUUCGGAUGUCAAAUCAUCUAUUGAUACAGUCGACUCAAAGCUGGACACCCUUGAUGGACACAUGGAUAGUGUCUCUACCCUUUUAGAAAAGCACGACCUUGCCGAAAGACGGAGGGAUCAGGAAGGGCAAUCUAAACAGCGACGAGACAAGAUUAAAGCUGCUUUGAAAAUCGACAAAGAAGUGUGGAGAUCAUACCAGGAAGAUUAUGUGGGCAACAUAGUCCCAGGAACCGGCCAGUGGCUUCUGAACGAUCCCCAGUUUUCUGCCUGGGCAGACCCUAAUACCAAGUCACCCCCAAUAUUUGGUCUCAAGGCUAAGGAAGGGUAUGGAAAGAGUUACUUAUCGUCUGCGGCGAUCAGACAUCUGUACCGGCUAUACCCACCAGGGAACCAGGAUGCAAGGAUGUCCGUCGCAUACUAUUUCUUUGGGGGAACAACCUUUAACUCUACGGAAAAAUCAGUGAAUAUUGCGCUCAGGUCGAUAAUUUGGCAGCUAACCCAGAACGAUGCGGUUUAUCAGAAGAAUGUUGCUUCUGCUUGUGAUAAACCAGAAGAGUUUGGCGAUUCGUUAGAACUUUGGAAACAACUUGUGGUAAAUUUCUCGCCGAAGACCAAUGCUGUUUUCUACAUUGUCCUCGAUGGUAUAGAGGAGCUCGAUAGUGAAAUUGGGAAGCCCCUGGUUGAGGUCUUCCGCGACAUAUCUGCCAUGGCAAAUGAAAAGAGUAUGAUGACUGUUAGGUUAUUCAUUACUGGCAGGCCAACUAUUUUCUCUGAAGCUGAGACAGCAUCUGGGGUUUCUCUGUCCACUAUUGAGUUAGGUAUUCGCAACAAAGAGGACAUUGAAAAGUAUAUUGAAAUGCGGAUGAACAACAUGGAAAUUCUCAAAAAUAAGGAGAAACCAGAGAUUUUAGAGCUCAGGGAUCUAAUCAAAACAGGCCUUGGCAAAGGUACCCAAGGUGACUACUUCCAGUUGAAUUAUCUUUUGACCGAAAUCAGUAAAAAGAGGAGGAAGAAGGAGAUUCAGGAGGUACUGGAGCAUGCUGGCGAGGAUCGAGAGGCCACAAUAGCUCGUGAGAUCGACCAUCUGAAUCAUACUCUCGGAUAUGAAGACAUUCAGGAUCUUGUGGCAAUACUUAGCUGGAUAAUGGGCGCAAAACGUGCGCCAUUUCUAAAAACCCUUGAAGGAGUUCUUUUGAUCAAGAAUGGCGAGGCCUCUCUUAUGCCGCUGGAGGAGCAAGUCCGGACUAAGUAUUCUUCUCUGCUUGAGAUAGCAGAGUAUGACUCUGUGAUACUUCGUUCCAAAGCCAUUCGCGAAUUUUUCAAUAAGCAGACCAAAAAAGAAACCAACGAAGCGAUCGCAAAGACCGAGCUACAUCCAGCUGAGGUAGCCAUUGUGAGGAGAUUUCUCAACAGCGUCUGUGACAAGGAGUUGUUUGAAAAAUUUGGAUUCGAAGAAUUCUUCAAGUCCAAGUUAGGUUCCAAAUCUGCUUCAAUCCGUGUGAACGUGGAGACUCUCAAAAUUUACGUUAUACUUGUGGGUAUGAAGUCCGUCGCGAGUGAUAGGGAUGAAGAGUUGAAGGCCCUGAGGAACGCACAUUUCUACUCUUUCCAGGAGUGCUUGGAAGCGGUUGACCUUGCGCUCACGCAGCCCGAGCCGAAAACUGAGAUUGGUACAUACCUUAUCAAGCAUUUUACCGACGAGACAUACAUGAAAAAAUGGUGGAUUGAGGACCGAAUGUUCCAACGAAGCUGGUGGUCGUAUGAGGACAAGCAUGUUAAUACGAUGCUCAAAUGGUUCAAGGAUUCCGCCGUUACAAGGAACCUAUCAGCUGAAAUGAAGGAAUGGGUAAACGGACUAAUUUCGAACGCCAACCCAAAUGAUGAUCUUCUUUGCCAUACUGCAAAGUACAUUGCAAAGCAAUGGCUACAGACUGUGAACUGGGAGACUCGCAAUUUUUUCUGGUGGCUACUGGGAUAUGUAACUAAGGUUUGGAUCUCUUCUUGUAGUGGACUCUUUAUCAUAUGCUAA